Pectinophora gossypiella (pink bollworm) is the source of this 4232-nucleotide messenger RNA. Its product is annotated as anoctamin-4-like. NCBI's taxonomy places the organism in Eukaryota, Metazoa, Arthropoda, Insecta, Lepidoptera, Gelechiidae. Bases 192 to 3674 code for a protein of 1160 amino acids. Gene Ontology annotation, molecular function: chloride channel activity; protein dimerization activity. Gene Ontology annotation, cellular component: plasma membrane. The transcript has 25 exons. The record is from RefSeq and is a predicted model, not a curated record. Gene Ontology annotation, biological process: chloride transmembrane transport.
GCGCGCUUAGCGAUGCUCCGCGGGAAAAUGGGAGAAUAAUUGUUCUUUAUUUUUCAGACAAAGGCAUUGUCGCAUUAUGCCUAUUAUUUUUUUAAGUGUUUUAUAAGUGCCGUGUGUUGAGUGAUUGGAUUUAGUUAAUUAUUUUAUUUUCUACUUAGCAACAAAUGGAUGAAAAUCAAUCGAUAUAGAAAAUGGAAGAAAUCCCAAACCCUUACGAGAUUGAAGAGAUAACAGUACAAAAAGUGGUGGCUAGACUGAACCAGCGCGCGCCAAGGCGAAACUUUGACAAAUUUGGCGAAAGGGUUGGCCACGGGUUGGAGAAGGUUGGCCAAUACGUUGGCCAGAAGUUGGACAAGAUAAGCUAUGAGACUGAAAAGUUGCAGACAAAGAGCGAAGCGUCUUCUAGAAGGAAUAGCGAUGACGGUGGUCGAGCUAAGAAGGAAGGAUUUAGAUCAGAUGGAAUCAGCUCUGAACCUCCCACAGCGAGCGUGACGGCCCACGACGUGUGGGAUGAGCUGGACAGCUCCACGUCCACCACCCGAACAGAGCUCAGCCUGUCAGACGCUGCUGAAGAUCAGGUUAGACCACAACCCCGUCGACGUAGCCACGAGUCAGCGCUCCCUGGAACGCCCCUUCACGCCAGGACACCAUGGAAGUCAGCAGACAGCCUGGCUCCGGACGUUGCCUUCGGGUCUUCACUCGCUGAUAUCAUGGAGAGCCCUGCGAACAAGAUUCACCUCCGUGACGACAUAAGAUCCAUCAGGUCGGAUAGUUCAGAUGAUAAACCCAAGCCUGGUUGGAGACUAGUGAGGAAUAUGACAUCAGCAACCGGGGCUUUCUCCCCCAAGGAUGCGCCCACAGCACCCGCCUUGCCUGGUACCCCGCUGCCUGGCUUCCAGCCAAAAUCUGACAAGGGUUCAGAAUACGGUACCAAAGAUGAAUACCAAAGGAAGCUGUCACUGCCAAGUUAUCCCAAUGAGAAGGAAGAAAAUAUUGGGGAAACUAAUCCAGAGGGUCUGGAUCCUGAGUCCCUAAUGUUCAGGGACGGGAGACGGAGAAUCGACAUGGUGCUGGCUUAUGAGGAGGAAGAUUAUGGAGUCAUGACAGAGGCUGAAGCCAAGAGGAGGGAGUACCGGAGGACAUUUCAGGAUAACCUAAUUAAAGAAGGCUUAGAAUUAGAGCUAGAGAACAAAUGCUUGUCCUUUGAUGAGAAGACCUGGUUCCUAAAGAUCCACAUACCUUGGAAGACGGAGAUGAGGCUGGCUGAAGUAAUAGGGAUGAAACUACCCACUAAGAGAUUUAUUAGUAUUUCUGUGAGAGCGUGGAGUGAAGAGAAACAAACGGAAAAGGACAAGAAGUGGCAUUCAAAAUGGCGACGGCGGUGGAAGGAGUUGUACGAAUAUGAACACACCAGAAUCGAACCUGAACCCUCAUUCUACACCGCCACUGAAAAUAAGGGAGUCCGGCGGGAGGAACAGUUCCUAGUUAAAGAUCGACACACUCAGUUCUCUCCAGCUCAGAGAAGUUUAUUGGUCAUGCAAAUAUUGUUGAGAGCUAAAUAUGACAACAACGAAACUAAGAUGGGUAUCCGUCGGUUGCUCAACGAUGGAACCUACACAGCAUGUUUUCCACUUCACGAGGGUCGGCAUGAUGUGGACACUACUGAUGGCACCCUCACUGACAGACGGCUGCUCUAUCUAGAAUGGGCACGGCCAAGCAAAUGGUACAAGAAGCAGCCUCUCUGGUUGGUACGCAGGUACUUUGGAGACAAAAUUGGAUUGUACUUUUGCUGGCUCGGAUUCUAUACUAAGAUGCUGUAUGCUCCUGCCAUUGUUGGAACCCUGUGCUUUUUGUACGGAUUGGCUAGUAUGGAGUCCAGUGAUAAUAUUCCCAGCAAAGAGAUCUGCGACCUUGGAGGUCCAGGUAACACGACACUGUGUCCGUUAUGUGACAAGGCCUGCCAGUACCAGCGGUUGUCUGACUCCUGUCUUUUCGCCAAACUCACGUACCUCUUCGACAACCCUGCUACCGUCUUCUUUGCCAUCUUCAUGUCUUUUUGGGCAACCACAUUCCUCGAAUUAUGGAAAAGAAAGCAAUCAGUCUUAAGAUGGGAGUGGGACCUUGGUGGAGUGGAUCAGGAUGAAGAUCCCCGACCAGAGUUCGAGGCGUCAGUGAAGACGUUCAGAACCAACCCAGUGACCAGGGAGAAGGAACCCUACAUGCCUGCCUGGCAGAAGACCAUGAGAUACGUAGCUACCAGCUCUGCAGUACUCUUCAUGAUAACGAUAGUAAUGGGCGCAGUGCUGGGCACCAUAAUCUACCGCAUAUCGAUGGUGUCAGUGAUCUACGGUGGGAGCGGCUUCUUCCUCAAGCGGCACGCUAAGAUCUUCACCACCAUGACAGCUGCCUGCAUCAACUUGAUCAUCAUUAUGAUACUCACUAGGAUAUACGCCAAAGUUGCAGUCACACUCACCAAUAUGGAGAAUCCUCGGACACAAACCGAGUAUGAAGACUCGUAUACAUUUAAGAUAUUCUUUUUUGAAUUCAUGAACUUCUACUCAUCACUCAUUUACAUUGCCUUCUUUAAGGGUCGCUUCUACGACUAUCCAGGAGAUGAUCAGGCCAGGAAGUCAGAGUUCUUCAAGCUGAAGGGAGACAUCUGCGAUCCAGUUGGCUGCCUCUCCGAGUUGUGCAUCCAACUGGCGAUCAUCAUGAUCGGCAAGCAGUGUUUCAACAACUUCCUUGAGCUGGGCUACCCAAAGUUCCACAACUGGUGGCGCCGGCGCACUCACCGCGCCGUCACCAAGGAUCUGAGCAAGCCACACAUGGCUUGGGAGCAGGAUUACCAUCUGCAGGACCCUGGCAGGCUGGCGCUCUUCGACGAAUACUUGGAGAUGAUUCUCCAAUACGGCUUUGUGACGUUGUUUGUCGCAGCAUUCCCUCUAGCGCCAUUGUUCGCAUUGUUGAACAAUAUUGCUGAGAUCCGCUUGGACGCUUACAAGAUGGUCACGCAGGGAAGACGACCAUUGGCUGAGCGGGUCGAGGAUAUUGGUGCCUGGUACGGGAUUUUAAGAGGGAUCACCUACGCAGCAGUCGUCUCAAACGCUUUUGUGAUUGCCUACACCAGCGACUUCAUCCCUCGAAUGGUCUAUAAAUAUGUAUACUCACCAGAUAACACCCUGCUUGGGUACAUAGAUCAUUCCCUGUCGAUGUUCAACACAUCAGACUACCGUGAAGACUGGGGUGCGGAUGAGAACGAGGUGGACCCCCCCAUGUGCGCUUACCGAGGGUACAGGAACCCCCCCGACCACGCCGACCCCUACGGCCUCUCCCCCCACUACUGGCACGUCUUUGCUGCACGACUUGCAUUUGUAGUAAUUUUUGAGCACGUGGUCUUCGGCCUAACAGGCCUGAUGCAGCUCUUCAUCCCAGAUGUGCCAACGGAGCUGCGCACACAAAUGCAGAGGGAGGCCCUCCUAGCUAAGGAGGCGAAGUACGAGCACGGGAGGAGAAGACUAUCCACCGACCGGCAGCUGAUAACGCAGAAGAGUGAUGGCGGGGUUGCCCCUGAUAGACCAGGGGUCUGGCUUCGUCGCCAGUCCCGGGCCUCGGAUGGCCUGGACGCCCACGUAGCAGUGGCCCAAAGGCCUUCCUCUCCUCAAAUCACACACUGACAGUAGCUAUGAUCUCAUUAUAUUUCUAAGUUUAUAUAUACUUCAACUUAAAUUAACUUCAGCAAUAAGGAACAAAAUGACAUUGGUUACCUGACACUGGAAAGGCAUCCCUUUGGCAAAACAACAUAAUAUGGUCGAGGGACCAACCGCAUAUUAGUAGAAUAAUUAAUAAAGAAAAAGAAGAGUUCAUGACAUUACCCCUAAGGCACGUUGACAUAUCGACUAUUCAUUUUUUUCAUGUAAUAGCUAGGUCUCCAACAUGGGAUCGUCUCGAAAACGGGACAGGCUCUAAUACGGCAAUAUUGUCUCGAACACGGAAUUGCCUCGAAAACGAGAUAGUCUUGUAAAUGGGAUAGUCUGGAAAACGGGAUUUUCUACAUCAAGGCAAUAUUGUCUCGAACUCGGGAUAGUCUCGAAAACGUGAUUGUCUGCAUCUAGGCAAUAUUGUCUCGAACUCGGGAUAGUCUCGUAAACGGGAUUGUAUCGAAAACGGGAAUGUCUCGAACACGAGAUUGUCUCGCAUAGACUACAACUAGAAUAGACAUCAUUUAUUUGAUA